This is a messenger RNA of Arabis nemorensis, 435 nucleotides long. NCBI's taxonomy places the organism in Eukaryota, Viridiplantae, Streptophyta, Magnoliopsida, Brassicales, Brassicaceae. The record is from the annotation of a GenBank genome assembly.
AUGGUUAAUGCCCAAACCUUUCAGCAGCAGCAACAACAGCUAGAGAGAAUGCGUAGGCGUCAAGUUACAUCACCGCGACCCAACACGGAAAUUGAAAAGGAUCGGCCACUGGUUCAGGUAAAGCUUGAGAAUCCUUCUGAAAUGGCAGUAGAUGGAAAUGCCUUCAACACUAUGAACCCAAGACACCAGCAACAAAUACAGCAUCAACUCAGACAGCAACAGAUUGCUGCAAUGUCGAAUCUGCAACAACAACAGCCGGGCUAUAACCAAUUCAGGCAAUUGGCUUCAAUGCAAAUUCCACAAAUGCAAACACCUACACCAGGAACGGUCAGGGCUCAACCCGUUAAGGUUGAAGGAUUCGAACAACUAAUGGGAGGGGAUUCUUCUCUUAAACACGAGUCGGACGACAAGCUGAGAUCUCCACCUACCAAAUAG